AUGGGGGCGCCCGGGGCGCGCCGGCCCCGGCGGGCCGCCGCCCGCGCGCUGCUGCUCGUGCCCGCCCUGGGGCUGGCGGGCCGCCUCUGCGCCCUCGCGGGCUGCCCGGGCACCGCCGCGCUGCUCCCCGGCGCGCUCGCCGGCAGGGCAGCGGCGGGGGCCCAAGCGUGGCGGCGGCACGGAGGGUCACGGAGAUCAUCUUGUAUAAGCAGGUGGGCGAAAGGUUUUUCUGCGAAGGGUGGGCUCGAUUCCAUCAUCAAGAAGUCCAGGAAACUGCCGCCAUAUGUCGACAUCUAUAAAACGAGGAACAGUACUAGAAGGGCUCUCUUGAGAAGGCGAAGCCAAGAUGUCGGCAUGCCGCUGUCAAAACAGGAUGCUCGAUAUUGUAACAUUUUGGAAGCCAAGUUCGACAAUGAGACGAACUGCGUUGGCCUUGCAGCCCCGCAAAUUGGUAUUGACAGAAGAAUCAUAGUGUUCGAGGUAUUGGCCGAUGACCCGGACAAUGAGGGGAGGAAUGUAACACAAGAGAUGAGCAAAGUUCUUUGGAUUAACCCAUCAUAUUCUCCAUUGACAGACGAGAUGCAGUACGAUUAUUCGGUGGCUUUCGGCGCAUCCCGACGCUGUGCCCGGGCUGUGGGUUGUCAGCAAAGAAGACAGCAACGGCCGCAGGCCAAUAUUCCUGGGGAGACUGCCCCAUCGGCUUCGAAGAUCUGUAAUCUGUCUCCAGAACCUCGCUUGAAAGACAUCCUUGCAAGCAGACCGAGAGUCGGCCCAGAAGAUAUUAUGCGAACAGUUCCAGGCGACCCGAAAGCUCCUUGACUUCGGGAGGCUGGGGCUUUCGAUGGGAAGCUCUUCGACAUUCGAUGUUCUCAGGACUAUUAAGGACCUCAGGGCACUCCAUCACGUGCCAGAGGCACUGUAGCGGAUGAAGGGUGCUUCUCUGUGAAUGCAACCACGGUCAUGGGGAAGGUUCCGCGGCCCAAACGGAUUGCAUACCAGGCAACCUUGCGAAAUGGAGAUAUAGUAGAGGGCGAAGCUGUGGACUUCCUGGCCCGCGUAAUCAUGCACGAGAUAGAUCAUGUUGACGGGGUUCUUUUCAUAGACAAGGCCUACAGCGAGACCGUCUUUGACACCCAUCCGAAGAGAUGAUGCAGACCAUGAGAAGUUCGAGAUGCUGAAGCAAUUUUGCGAGGAACAUGGUCUCAAUUAGCUGCACCACGAGAGGUCGUUCCUCGGUGGAUCAGGGCUCGCAGACGCGGUCGCCGCGGGCCCCCUGCCGCCGCGAGUCCCCGGCGGCCUGGAAGGGCGGCAGGCGCCGGCAGCGGGCGGACUCUGUGAGGGGCCCCGCGCGCGGGGCGGGCGGCCCCGAUUCGCAACGUUUCCUCUCUGCUGACCCUCCCGGGGCAGCUGAGUCUCGAGCCCCACCUCGACCACGCGGAGAGGGGGGAUCGAAACUGCCAUUCGGGUGUCUUGCCGUCUUUUCUCUAGCGGGGCCCGCAUGAAUGUGCUUCGCGUGCGGUUGCCCAGUGUUGCUCCCGCCAGCCCUCCCCGGCCGCUCCCUCCCGUCGCGCGCCGCGUUUUCAGGAAGCGGGCGGUGCCUGCUUGCUGCCUCGGGGAGCCCGCCCGCGCAGCCGCGCUUCCCCUGGCAGCGAAAAAAGGCC
Molecule: messenger RNA, 1661 nt
Organism: Prorocentrum cordatum
Lineage: Eukaryota; Dinophyceae; Prorocentrales; Prorocentraceae
Source: the annotation of a GenBank genome assembly